Gymnogyps californianus (California condor) is the source of this 1528-nucleotide messenger RNA. It is a transcript of the gene PRIM1, whose product is annotated as DNA primase subunit 1. The coding region runs from base 4 to 1266 and encodes 420 amino acids. NCBI's taxonomy places the organism in Eukaryota, Metazoa, Chordata, Aves, Accipitriformes, Cathartidae. Gene Ontology annotation, cellular component: alpha DNA polymerase:primase complex. The record is from RefSeq and is a predicted model, not a curated record. The transcript is spliced from 13 exons. Gene Ontology annotation, biological process: DNA replication, synthesis of primer.
GCCAUGGCGCGGUUCGAGCCGGCGGCGCUGCCCGAGCUGCUCCCGGUCUUCUACCGGCGGCUCUUCCCGCACGGCGCCUACGGCCGCUGGCUUGGCUACGGCGGCGUGGUGAAGAACUACUUCCAGCUGCGGGAGUUCUCCUUCACGCUGCGGGACGACGUCUACGUGCGGUUCCAGUCCUUCGGCAGCCCCCAGGAGCUGGAGCGGGAGCUGCAGAGGACCAACCCCUACAAGAUCGACAUCGGGGCCGUCUACUCCCACCGGCCCAACCAGCACAACACGGUGCACCUGGGGGCCUUCCAGCCGCAGGAGAAGGAGCUGGUCUUCGACAUCGACAUGACGGACUAUGACGACGUCCGGAUGUGCUGCAGCUCAGCCGAGAUCUGCUCCAAGUGCUGGACCCUGAUGACCAUCGCCGUCCGCAUCAUCGACCGCGCGCUCGUGGAGGACCUGGGCGUGAGGCAUCGCCUGUGGGUGUACUCGGGCCGGAGGGGCGUCCACUGCUGGGUGUGCGACGACGCGGUGCGGAAGUGGUCCCCGGCGCUGCGAGCGGCCACCGUGGAGUACCUGACCCUGGUGAAGGGCGGAGCAGAGACUGUGAAGAAGGUGAACCUCUCUGAGCCUGUCCACCCCUUCAUCAGGCGGUCGAUCAGUGUGGUGGAGAAGUACUUUGAGGCGUACGCGCUGGUGGGCCAGGACAUCCUGGGCAGCCCGGAGAGCUGGGACAAGGUGCUGGCCCUCGUCCCGGAGGAGCACCGCGAGCCGCUGCAGGGCGAGUUCCCCAAGAAGCGGGACUCGGUGCAGCGCUGGGAGCUGCUGAAGGGCAGGAUGGAGCGGGUGCGGGUGAGUGGCCGUGGAGCUGCCCCGGGCACGCCGUGCUAUGCGGACUGGGAGAUCAUGCUGCAGUACUGCUUCCCCCGCCUCGACAUCAACGUUAGCAAAGGUGUGGGGCACCUGCUGAAGAGCCCCUUCAGCGUCCACCCCAAAACAGGUCGCAUUUCGGUGCCGCUGGAUCUGCAGAGGCUGGACCAGUUUGACCCGUUCGCUGUCCCCACCAUCAGCACCCUGUGCCACGAGCUGGACGCUGCCGGCAAUGACGGGGAGCAGGAGGACGGCGGAGAGACGGAGCCAAAGCGCCGUGCGCGGGACUACAAGAAGACGAGCCUGGCGCCCUACGUGCGGGUCUUUGAGCAGUUCGUGGAGGAGAUGGAGCACACGCGGAGGGGAGAGCUGCUCCGGAGAAGCGACCUGCAAGGAGACUUCUGAGACCUCACUGCCAGGGGCCACAGGGGCAGCCCCGGUCCUUGCCGCAGGGCCGCCAAGGGACCGAGUCUGCCAUCACGGCUUCUGCCAUUGUCACAUCCGCCGCCUCUGCCGGCCGCGGGGGUCCUGGUGCCUUGGAGCAGGGAGCCCGGCAGCCAGCGGCCGAACCGCGCCGGCUCCCUGCCCCGCUCCCCGUGGGCCCCACGCGGGCCCUUUCCACCUUUUGUACCUUUUCUACGCAAAGACUAUUAAACGUCUCCGGUCA